UGAGGUUGACGUCAUCCUGUAUACAGCGCAAGAUGGCGGAUAGUAUUCCUCUUCACCCGGUUCGGAAUACCCAGAAAAGAGUCACUUACUAUACAGCAGGGCGACCAAACAGAUACCAGGCAGAAGACGAAUCACCCCAUUUGGAUGAAAUGCCACUGAUGAUGUCUGAAGAGGGAUUUGAGAAUGAUGAGAGUGACUACCACACUUUACCAAGAGCAAGGAUUAGCCAGCGGAAGAGAGGUUUGGGAUGGCUGUUAUGUGGUGGAUGGAAAUUAAUUUGUACUGGUUGCUGUGAAUGGCUUGCAAAUAUCUGUAGAAGAAAAAAGGAGCUUAAAGCACGCACGGUCUGGCUGGGAUGUCCUGAGAAAUGUGAAGAAAAGUAUCCAAGGAAUGCCAUCAAAAACCAAAAGUAUAAUAUAUUUACAUUUAUUCCUGGGGUUUUAUAUCAACAGUUCAAGUUUUUUCUGAAUCUUUAUUUUCUUGUUGUUGCCUGCUCGCAGUUUGUACCUGCAUUGAAAAUAGGCUACUUGUAUACUUACUGGGCUCCUUUGGGAUUUGUUCUGGCAGUCACAAUGGCUAGAGAGGCUAUGGAUGAAUUUCGGCGAUAUCAGCGGGAUAAAGAAAUGAAUUCACAGUUAUACAGCAAGCUUACUGUUCGAGGUAAAGUACAAGUGAAAAGUUCAGACAUACAAGUUGGAGACCUCAUUAUAGUUGAAAAGAAUCAGCGAAUCCCAGCUGACAUGAUCUUUCUCCGAACCUCUGAGAAAAAUGGUUCCUGUUUUAUCCGUACUGACCAGCUGGAUGGUGAAACAGACUGGAAGCUAAAGAUUGCAGUUGGAUGUACUCAGAGAUUACCAGCUUUGGGGGAUCUCUUCUCAAUCACUUCAUACGUUUAUGCACCGAAACCUCAGCUGGACAUUCAUGGUUUUGAAGGUACCUUUACAAGGGAAGAUAGUGAUCCUUCUAUUCGUGAAAGCCUAAGCAUAGAGAACACACUUUGGGCAAGCACUGUUGUUGCUUCAGGAACUGUAAUUGGUGUAGUCAUUUAUACUGGAAAAGAAACCCGAAGUGUGAUGAAUACAUCCAAUCCUAAAAAUAAGGUGGGCUUGCUUGAUCUUGAACUGAACCAGCUGACCAAGGCACUGUUUUUGGCGUUGAUCGCACUGUCUGUUGUAAUGGUAGCCUUGCAGGGGUUCGUAGGUCCGUGGUAUCGCAAUCUUUUCCGGUUUCUUUUAUUAUUCUCCUACAUUAUACCCAUCAGCUUGCGUGUGAACUUGGACAUGGGGAAAGCAGCAUAUGGCUGGAUGAUUAUGAAGGAUGAAAAUAUCCCUGGUACAGUAGUCAGGACCAGCACCAUUCCAGAAGAAUUGGGCCGCUUGGUUUAUUUAUUAACAGAUAAAACAGGAACUCUUACUCAGAAUGAAAUGGUUUUCAAGCGUCUGCACUUGGGUACUGUUUCCUAUGGUACAGACACCAUGGAUGAAAUACAAAGUCAUAUUAUUAAUUCAUAUGCACAGCCAUGUCAGUCUAGUGUGAAUAGCUCUGUAUCAGCACCAUCCAUGAAAGCUCAGUCUUCAGCUCCCAAGGUUCGGAAGACAGUCAGUAGUCGAAUUCAUGAAGCAGUGAAAGCGAUUGCUCUUUGCCACAAUGUUACCCCUGUGUAUGAGUCCCGUGUUGGAGUAACUGGAGAGACAGAAUAUGCAGAAGCAGAUCAAGAUUUCACUGAUGAAAACCGUACCUACCAGGCUUCAAGUCCAGAUGAGGUGGCCCUGGUGCAGUGGACGGAGAGCAUUGGCUUGACACUAGUAAACAGAGACCUGACUUCAAUGCAGCUGAAGACACCUGGUGGACAAAUCCUUACAUAUUACGUCCUGCAGAUUUUUCCAUUCACUUCUGAAAGUAAACGAAUGGGAAUAAUAGUCAGGGAAGAAUCUACUGGUGACAUUACAUUUUAUAUGAAGGGUGCUGAUGUUGCAAUGUCCAGCAUUGUACAGUAUAAUGACUGGUUAGAAGAAGAGUGUGGGAAUAUGGCACGAGAAGGACUUCGUACUUUGGUGGUUGCAAAAAAGUCACUAACAGAAGAACAUUAUCAAGAUUUUGAGAAUCGUUAUAACCAAGCAAAGUUAAGCAUGCAUGACCGUACACUUAAGGUGGCUGCUGUUGUAGAGAGUUUAGAGAGGGAAAUGGAGCUUCUGUGUCUUACAGGUGUGGAAGAUCAACUACAAGCUGAUGUAAGACCUACUUUGGAGAUGCUGAGAAAUGCUGGAAUAAAGAUUUGGAUGCUGACUGGGGACAAACUGGAAACCGCUACCUGCAUUGCCAAAAGUUCACACUUAGUAUCUAGAAACCAGGAUGUUCAUAUCUUCAGACCAGUUACUAACCGAGGAGAAGCACAUCUUGAACUUAAUUCUUUCAGAAGGAAGCAUGACUGUACACUGGUAAUUUCUGGGGACUCCUUAGAGGUUUGCCUUAAGUACUAUGAGCAUGAGUUUGUUGAACUUGCAUGCCAGUGUCCAGCUGUGGUCUGUUGUCGGUGUUCUCCCACUCAGAAGGCUCAGAUAGUAAAAUUGUUGCAGCAGCACACUGGUAAACGCACAUGUGCCAUAGGUGAUGGCGGUAAUGAUGUCAGUAUGAUACAAGCUGCAGACUGUGGGAUUGGAAUUGUAGGAAAGGAAGGAAAACAAGCUUCAUUAGCAGCUGAUUUUUCCAUUACACAGUUUAAGCAUAUUGGCAGAUUGCUGGUGGUGCAUGGACGGAAUAGUUACAAAAGAUCAGCUGCACUGGGCCAGUUUGUCAUCCAUAGGGGCCUUAUUAUUUCAACUAUGCAGGCUGUAUUUUCUUCAGUUUUCUAUUUUGCAUCUGUUCCUUUGUACCAGGGGUUUCUAAUGGUAGGGUAUGCAACCAUCUACACAAUGUUUCCUGUGUUCUCCUUAGUCCUUGAUCAGGAUGUAAAACCAGAAACAGCCUUGCUGUACCCUGAACUUUACAAGGAUCUUACAAAGGGUCGUUCAUUGUCUUUUAAGACAUUCCUCAUCUGGGUUUUAAUUAGUAUAUACCAAGGUGGUAUUUUAAUGUAUGGGGCAUUACUGCUGUUUGAGUCUGAGUUUGUGCAUGUUGUGGCCAUAUCUUUCACUGCCCUGAUCUUGACAGAGCUGCUAAUGGUUGCAUUAACUAUUCGAACGUGGCACUGGUUAAUGGUAGUUGCCGAAUUCCUCAGUCUUGGCUGCUAUGUGGCCUCACUUGCCUUCCUUAAUGAAUAUUUUGGUAUAGGCAGAGUAUCAUUUGGAGCCUUCUUAGAUGUCAGAUUUAUUACUACUCCUGCCUUCCUGUGGAAAGUGUCAGCAAUAACUGUUGUAAGUUGUCUUCCGCUUUACAUCCUCAAGUACUUGAAGCGCAAGUUGUCUCCUCCAAGUUACUCCAAACUUACCUCAUAAAAAUGAACCCUUUGCUUGUGGAAGAAAGGAACUUGUACCACUUUAAUAAGGGUUUGCCUAAGCACAGACACUUAUUGGCUUCUAUGAGCACUUGUAUAUCUUUUAUUACAAUCUUGCAGAGGUCUGUUGGGAAGCAGUUCUAUUCAGCGAAGGACACAAAAUAAAAGAAUUGCUAAAUGUCUUCUCAUAAGUAGGUCCUUAAGUAAACCUACAGUGCAGGCAAGAUUUGUCAGGACAUUACUGCAAAAUAUGGAAGCAUUUCGAAUAAAUAAUAUGAAAAAAUGGAUUUGCAAGGGAUUGUCUGAACUUUUGAAACUGGAUGGAUUUUACUACAGCCACCUGUAUUAUUUUGUUGUUUUUGACACUUUCUUUCAGUAACUUCUUUAAUGAAGAUGAGCUUUCUGAGACUGGUAUUUCCCCAAGUGUAUAAAUAUUUGCAAACUACAGAGUUAUCUGCAGAUUUUCUUUGAAAUACUAGUUGUGGAAUACAACACAGGUUUCUGCAAUGUUUUUUCCUUGACUUUUACUACACCUACAAAUCAGGACUGCAGGAUAAUAAAGCUGCAGACAUGUUAUUGUAAGAACUUGCCAACUGCCGCUAAGUUAUACUGUACAACAUACUGCAUAAUAAUACAUACGACCACAGUGGUUAGAGCGUAGUUCAUGGUUUUCAUGUGACUGGUGUGGGUAAAUGUAACUGGAAUAAAUAAACCAUGCAUUGCCCACUUAGUAGAGAGGCAAUUUCCUUAUAUAGUGGACUUAGUUAAAAUGUUUUUAAAAUGUUGUCUCAUACUUUUUUAAAAUAACUGCACUAUAUAAAUCAAAGAUUUUCAUUAUCCCUGCUGUCUCUCUGUGAAGUGCUGUGAUCCUUAGUUAUUCUUUUGACAUACUAUGUGCAUGUCACUUAUAUGACAUUGCAUAUGCAGUAUAUUGCUGGGCUGCUGUUUGAGCUACUCGAGUCAUGGCUGAUAAAUGUCGGACGGUACAUUUAACUUGCAGUCAAUGUGUUCUGAAAAUCAACAUCUAGCAGCAACACAAGAUUUUAAAGAGGGUAAGUACUGUUGUGAUGAGUUGCAAUUCAGACUUUUUAAACAAAGUUUGUUACCAGUCUUGUAAUGUUGACAAGUUAAACAUUUGUUCGCUAACCAGUGUUUCUUUCCAUUGGUGAUUAAUUUUCCCCAGUGAUCGCAGUUAUGUUUUCCAGAAAAUUUUAAUGAUUGCCAUUGGAUUUCCAUGGGGAUUGUAUAAUGUUGAUUUAUGUAUGUACUUGUCUACAUUAUGUUUAAAAGCUCAUGUAGCACUGCCUGCUUUAUUACAGAAUCUGUCCAUUUGACAUUCCAGCACCAUAUUUUCCAAAUAAGAUUAUUUGCAAAGCUGACUGGCAUUCCAUAAAUGCACAUAAAAAUCAAGUUGCACAGACUCACAUAUGUGUGCAUAAUUCCAGUGUCGCUUGAUGUGCUUAAAAAGUCAUUAGAAGUAUCACUCCAAGUUUCACAGUGUUUAAAACCUAUGUGCCAUUGUCUAGCUUCUUGCUUGUCCUUAUGAUCAGUAAAUGCAUAUUUACAGAGUUUAAUACUACAUUGUAAAUUUGAAAUGCCUUGCAGCUUCUGUUUACUUAUGUUACUCAGGUAAAGGGGGAUACAUUUUUGUUAGCUUAAUAUGAAAGGAAACUUCUUCAUCUUCCAGACUGCAGCUUCUGGAUAUUACAGUUGGAUAUUCACUGGAGUAGAUUAUUUUAUGGUUUAUAGUAAAUAAUGCACAUCUACAGUUCUAAAAUAAAACAACUUAUGUGGUAUUAUUUAAGCUACUGUAUAUAUUGUGUUCAGAACUCAUUUUGCACUGAGUAGUAAAAGGCUAAUUUAAAAAAAUAUAUUCUGGUAUGUUCUCUACUUUACUCAUCAGUUAUUGGCCCAUUUUUUAUUAAAAAUGUAAUGCAUUUGUGAAUGUACUUUAGAUAUGUAAACAUAAACUACUAUUGCUUUAAGUGUUGUGCUUCUUUCACGGUGCUUUCUCCACAUAUGUUCAAGUUGGUGCAGUCCAGUUAUAAUUCCUUUGGCUAAUUCAGAGUAUUUAAAGCUUACACAUUUUUAUACUCCUGACAUUCCUGUUUUAUAGCUGAGACUGCAUUUAAAUUUUUCUUUUGUCCAUGUUUAAUUUGCUUUUGCUUAACAAUUUCUGUUAUGAAAAGCAAUAAAAUAAUUUUUACAUAA
Protopterus annectens (West African lungfish) is the source of this 5644-nucleotide messenger RNA. It is a transcript of the gene ATP9B, whose product is annotated as ATPase phospholipid transporting 9B (putative). NCBI's taxonomy places the organism in Eukaryota, Metazoa, Chordata, Ceratodontiformes, Protopteridae. Gene Ontology annotation, biological process: phospholipid translocation; retrograde vesicle-mediated transport, Golgi to endoplasmic reticulum; endocytosis. Gene Ontology annotation, molecular function: ATPase-coupled intramembrane lipid carrier activity; ATP hydrolysis activity; magnesium ion binding. The record is from RefSeq and is a predicted model, not a curated record. The coding region runs from base 33 to 3434 and encodes 1133 amino acids. The transcript is spliced from 30 exons. Gene Ontology annotation, cellular component: plasma membrane; endosome; trans-Golgi network.